AUGGGUAGCGCCGCCGAUGUUGCGCAGGUUUUGAAGGUCUACUGGGCGCUGCUGCUAGGAAACAUUUUGGAGUGGUAUGAGUUUGCCAUCUACAGCUUCUUGGAGCCAUACCUAGAAACCCAGUUCUUCCACGGUUCGGCUAUUUCAACUUGGCUGGGAUUCGCAUGCACCUUUGCGGCUCGACCAUUUGGCGGCAUUGUUCUUGGUCUUCUUGGAGAUCUCUUUGGUCGGAAAGUAUCGACAUUCCUUUCCAUUUGUGGAAUGGUUAUUGGCACUGUUGGCCAAGGACUUGUGCCCAGCUACCAAAGUGGCGAAGUCGCGGGGACCAUCGGACUUGUUUUGCUGGUGGCGCUGCGUCUCCUGCAAGGCAUCUGCACAGGAGGAGAGAUCGCAGCAGUCUCCACCUACAUCACUGAAGUUGGGCCGAAGAGAUCGCUGGCACGGUCGAUGGCUUUGAUAGGAAUCACGGCCAACGUCGGCUUCCUUCUGGCUCAAUGUGCUAGCUUCCUGACACGUGAGGCUGUAGGCUUGGCUGCUAUGGAGAGCUGGGCGUGGCGAAUUCCUUUCAUCAUUGCUUUGAUCCCGGGUGUAAUUGCCACUGCCGGAAGGCGUUGCAUUCCGGAGUCGCAGGUUUUCUUGGAUGCGAAGGCUGCUGCGGACACGACAUCGGACGUGUCCGACGUCGGGUCUGAGUCUGUCGAUGCCAAUUCGGGUGAUGCAGGCUCACAAGGUGCAGCAAGGCAGGCGGUGGCUCGCAUCAAGCACCUCGUGGCAUCUCAGUGGCCGGCGCUGCUGAUUGGAAUCGGCAGUGUGGCAGGAGUAUCUGUCUUGCAAUAUGGUGGUUUCCUUUGGGGCAAUGUGUUUCUGAAGAAGCAUGGCGCAUCACCCGACCACUUAAUAGCAGCCGGAGUUACAGCGCGCAUGUUAUCAGUAGUUCUUGCACCCCUGGUGGCGUGGCUUGCUGAUACAGUGGGAAUCGGUUGGAUUCAACUUAUUGGUGCAUCUGCGCUGACCCUCGCCGGCCUGCCACUAUUUCUUGUGCAAAAAUGGAUGCCCGACAGCAUUGGGGUAGUAUUGGCGGCCUAUGGAGUUGGCUAUGGAACCAUCUUUGCCCUGGUCGGAAUGAUUUUCUUCUUACUCGUGGUGGAGCUGUUUCCAGUGGAAGUACGGAAUGCUGGCGUGGGCUUAAGUUACAACAUUGGCUUCUGUUUUUUUGGAGGCUUUGCGCCCACUGUUUUCCAGGCAUCCCUUUCUUGGACUUCCUGGGGACCUGGCUGGUUGAUGUCCUUCGCAGGUCUUGUAUCGCUGGUGACAUUCGUCAUCAGCAUAUGGCUGCAAUCUGCUGGCAAGGCGCAGCUGCAACUGGCGCACAUCAGGCCGGAGCCAUACUUUGCCCUACCUGGUCGGACGACGGACUCGAAUCAGAUGCAUAGUGACACCGCAAAAGUUUGA
Symbiodinium natans is the source of this 1452-nucleotide messenger RNA. The record is from the annotation of a GenBank genome assembly. Lineage: Eukaryota; Dinophyceae; Suessiales; Symbiodiniaceae.